Molecule: messenger RNA, 13799 nt
Organism: Oenanthe melanoleuca
Lineage: Eukaryota; Metazoa; Chordata; Aves; Passeriformes; Muscicapidae
Gene: PCNT
Product: pericentrin
Exons: 53
Coding region: 107-13459 (4450 amino acids)
Biological process (GO): signal transduction
Molecular function (GO): molecular adaptor activity
Source: RefSeq, a predicted model, not a curated record
GGCUGGCGCGGCGGCGGGCGGGGAGCGGCGCUGGGCGGCCAUGACGGAAACUGUGCUGCCGCCGCCGUGAGGGCGCGGGGGGGGCACGGAGCGCCCCGUUCGCCUCAUGGAGGCGCAGGAGGAGGCGCGGAGGCACAAGCUGGAGGCCGGCAGGGCUAAGUUUGCUUGCUUCAGACAGCGAAAAGCAAAGGGCGACGUCGCGCAGCCGCAGAAAAAGGCGGCGAAGAGGAAGGGCUCGGCUGUCCACACGCAUGACCUCCCGAAGGAAGAGCACCCAGUAGCAGCCAGAGCUGCUGGCAAGGGCCUACAGGGUCAGCCUGAAGACACCAACCUCCCAGAGGCACAGGGCAGCACUGAUUUGUCUAGCUGGGAGCCAUUGGAUGAUCAUGCAACUGAAAAAGAUAGGAUAAAUUCUGCUGCAGAAUACAGCGAGGCUGAUGCUCAGAUGUGCCAGGUGAGGAUAGCUGAGCUGGAGAGCAGACUGCUGGAGAAACAGGGAGCAGUGGAAAGACUCACUGUACAGAUGGAUGAGCUGCAGGACCAACUCACCCAGCACAACAAUUCUAUGCAGCUUCAGGAAAUGACAGUUCAAGAGCAGAAUGAGAUCAUCAGGAGGUUAACAACCUGCCUUCAACAGGCCAGGAAAGACCGGGACGAGCUACAGGAGGAGGCUUCACAUGUGGCUGGUCAGAUCCAUGAUUUGCAGCUCCAGUUACAUCAGGUUACUGAGAUGCUGAGGAGCAAAAGUCUCAGGAAGAAUGAAGGAUUAGAAGCCCAGCAGCAAAUGUGGUUGUUUCAGGAUCAUCUCAGACAGCAAAAUGCACAUUUGCAGAUGCUGCGUGAGAAAGCACAUGAUCUAGAGGUACAGCUGGAGUCUUCUCAAAAGAAUACCAAAGAUAAAGAAAAUCUGCUCGCCCAAGUGGAAGAGGAUAUGAAAGAUGCAAUACAAGAGCUGCACAAAAGUGUAGAUGAAAAAGAACAAUUUAUUAAAAGGCUUCAAGAUCUACUGACAUCAGAAAGAUCUGGCUUGUCUAUACUGCAGCACACACUUUCUCUCCGGGACUCAGAAAUAACAGAAUUAAAAAAAGAAAUUGCUUUAUCCAAAGUGAAAGAACAGCAAUAUAUUGAAGAACUGAAAAUCAGUCAUGAGAAGGAUAUUUGCAGACAGUUGGAUGACUUAAGGAAUGAGCUGGAGAAGUGCUACAGAAGAGAGAUUGCAGAAGCCAAGCAGGUUUAUGAAGAAGAAAUUAUUUUAAAAUAUAAAAAUGAACUUGAACAGUUAAAGAAAGAGCUCUGUGCUUUGAAUUCUGAAGAACACAUUCAGAAUUUGAAUGGCAUAAUAAUUGACUUAAAUAUAAGGCUUCAAGAAUCUGAAAUUAGUAAAGAAAAUCUGAGGAAAAAACUUGAAAACCAACGGGAAGACUUUCAGAGGGAAAAAUCUGAAAUAGAAACUAAAUACAAGGAUUUAAUUGAUGGCUUUAAGUAUCAACUUUCUUAUGCAGAAGAGCAAGUGAAGGAAGCCCAGAGAUACAAAAAAGAAAAGCAGUCCUUGAAUGAAGAGAUUCAGAAGCUGAAUUCCUACAUCCAGGAAUUAAAUGCAAAGCAGCUUUAUGAGGCUGAAAAAAAUAUAGAUUUAAGGCAAAAGCAUGAUGGAGAGAUUGUCUCCAACAAAAAGUUAGUGGAAUUGAGGGAAAAGCAGAGUUUAUCAGGGAUGUCUCAGUUGCAGGAAGUGGGUCUUGAGGAGGUGUGGGACAGAGCACACCAGUCAGAAGGUAGAGAUGAGCCAGUGCUUGGAGAGCUGGAGUUCCAGCCUGACUCCUCCAGGGAUCAGUUAGAGGAAACAAAGAAUUCAGAGAUCACGAGGGAUAAUGGAGUUAGUGAAGGGGAGAACCUGUCUGAAGAACCCUUGUCAGAACUGGGGCUAUUCAGUGGUGAUGAAGGCAUAUUGGCUAAAUACCUCAUUUCCACAGAAACCCCAGAGGACUCCUGUGUGUCCAGCACUUCAGAGGGCCAUGUCAUUGAGGAGGGCAGAUGCAGCAUGGAUGGGUUAGACCACAGCGUGCUCCUAGAACCCAGCAGAGAUUUUAUAUCUUCUCCAUUAAACUCCAGCCUUGGUGAGGGGCUGUGUCUCAGUGCCUUGGCUCAAGAUGUUUUUGAGGAGGCAGAGCUGGGAGCAGAGGCCUUUGUUUCAUGUGUGUCAGAUAGCUCCCUGCAGCAAAACAAAAUUGGAGACCAGGAGGACACACAGGAUGAUGAGAUGUGUUUAGCAGAGGGACAUCUGAAGCCAGCUGAACAGCUCCAUCAGGAGUCAGCCUUGGAAAUGCCUUAUCAGGACGCCCAAGAAUCUCUUCAAAACUUGGAAAAAGCCAUGUCUGAGCCCUCUCAUAGGCAUGCAGAAGUGGAGGAAGAACAUGAAGCACGGAUCUGUUGUGAAAAAGAACUUCUUCAGAAAAUGGAGAGGGAGAAAGAACUUGAAAAUAAACUGAUGCUUCUAGUAAAGCAGCAGGGUGAGGAUGGAGGCCAGCCAUCUCUAACACAAGUGUCAAACCCCUCUACCUGGCUAGAAAUGGUGAAAGACCUCCAGGAGGAGAGAGACAUGUUGAUGACGCAGCUGCAAGCUCAGGGGCAGUUAGUGAGAGAUGUCCAGGAGCAGAAAACAGCUUCUGAUUCUGUGACAAGCAAAGAGCAGGCUCCUCUUGGCCAUCAGUUGGUGGCUUUGCAAAGCCAGCUUAAUGCCCAGAAGGCCAAAAAGCAGAGAACAGCAGAGCUGUUCAGUCAGAAAUCUCCAUCUGAAGAGACAUGGCUAAAGGAACAGGAGUUGCUCAAAGCUGAAAUCAAUAAUAAAGAACAAAAUUUAGCACUUUUGUUGAAGGAAAAAUCAGCCUUAAAAGAGAGACUAUCCGAUGUGGAGGGAGAUCUAGUGAAAGCUGAAAAAGCACUGGCAGAGAAUGCUAGCAUCAUCAAGGACCUUGAGAAAAACAUCCAUGAGCUUAAUGCUGAAAUGGAAAACAUCAAAGAAAUACAGGAGCAUGAGAGACUGAGCUAUGAGGACAGGUUACAGCUCAGCAACGAAGAAAUUGAUAAACUUACUGCUGAAAUAAAGGAAAAGACUACUGAAUACAGUGAGGAAAAGAGCCAGCUGACUGAAGAAGUUGCCCAGUUGAAAAAGGCUCAUUUGGAGCUUGAGGCUCGCUUGCAGGAGUCCUGUCAGGCUGCCCAGGAGGCUCAGUGCAAGAUGGAGAAGCAUUACAAAGAGGAAAUGGAUAAGAUGGAGACUCAACACCUUGCUGAAUUGACUGAAGUGAGUUUGGCACAUGAGAGAGAGAUAAGAGAGUUAAAUGCUGAAAUAAAAGACAAAGUGGAAGAACAACAGAAGCUGGAAGAAAAAAGAAAGGAGGAGAUUGCUAUAAUAAAAAAGGUUCAUGAGCGAGAGCACGAUCGGGAAAUCUCUGAGCUGGCUGCCAGACACUCCGAGGAGAUGGAGAGGCUCCGUGCUGAGCUCAGGGAAGAACAGAGACACCUUUUGGAUGAACUCCAGCAGCAAAUGGCAGCCACACACAGAGCAGAGCAGGAGCAAGCUCAGCUCCAGUCCCAGACACUGCACAGCCUUGAACUGGAAGCUUUACGCCUGACCUUAAACAAUAUGCACACCUCUCAGCUGGAGCUUACACAGUCCAACUUGAGGAAAGAGAAGGAGACUGCCCUGGUGGAGCUGCGGGAGAUGCUCAAUGACAAACGUGCUCAGGAGGUGGCAAUUCUGCAGAGCCGCCACCAGCUGGAGUGGGAGAGGAUCAAGGAGCAGUGUCUGAAGGAAAAAGAAGACCUUAAGUCCAAGUAUCAGCAAGAACUAGUUGACCAGAGAAAGAAAAUAGAAUUGGAAAUGGAAGAGAGACAUGUCCAGGCAUUAGAGACCCUCAAAAGAGACUGGCAGUUAGAGUCUGAUAGACGUUUAAAAAACGUGUGUGAGGAGCUGUGUGAAAAACAUGAGGCUGAGAUGAUUGCACUGCAGAAAUCUCUGGAAAUGGAUUUGGAGAAACUCAGAGCAGAGCUGGGGCUUCUUUCUGUGGAGAAUGUACAAUCUAAAAUGAAAUGUAUAGAAUGGGAGGAGCAACACCAGUUAGCCAUCACCAAAUUACAAGAACAGCUGCAGGCUGAACAUAACCAGCUCCUAGAAGAGAUAAAGAGGAAAAGCCAAGAAAAAGAACAGGGUCUUCAGAAGGAGCUGGACCAGCUUCAGGUUGAGCAUGAGCAGCUCAAGGCUCAGUCACAAGAAGAACUCAGGCAGCUUUGGUCUCAGCUUGACAGGACCCGAGCAAAUCGACAAGAGCUAAGUGAGCUAAAAGAGCAGCUCCUGGCUCGAGCUUCACAAGUAAAAGACAUAGAGUGUUUGAAACAGGAGUUUGAACAGCAGCUUCAGCAGAGAAACAGGGAGCAUGAAGCUGAGUUGGAGCAACUGAGACUUUAUUUUGAAAACAAGUUAAUUGCUGCUGAAGAAAACUACAGAGAAGAACUGACUUUGUUGCAUCAGAGACAGCAAGAACUGACAGAGUAUUCACUGUCAGAGUUGGAAAUGAGUCAAGAGCUAGCAGGAGACACCAGUUCUUCUGUCACACAUUUUGAAGAGACUACUGAGAAAGAGAGAGGUGUUGCACUUGGUCAGCUAAACCAACAGCUUCAACAACAACAGGAAGAGCUUGCCUGUUUGGAACUACAGCUUACAGAACAACACAGGCAUGAAUUGGAUUCCUUAAGAUCCUCCCUUGCACUUCAGUAUAAAGAAGACCUGAUGAAAAUGCAGAUGGAUCUGUCAGACAAGCAUGUGACAGAAAUUGAGGCCUUGAAAAGAAAGCAUUGUUUAGAACUUGAGCAGCUCCAGGCCCAACUUUCAGAAGAACAUUCUAAAGAAAUCACCAGACUGUGUCUCCAGAGUGCUCAAGAUGUAGCACAUCAGGUUGAGAAGGAGGUGGCUGAGCAAGUGUCUGUGUUGGAGGAAGAGUACAAAGCCAAGCUCACUCUCUCCAGCUCUGAGAAACAGCAUAUUGCAGAGCUCUCAGAGGAAAUCAGGCUUUUAAAGGAAGAGAUUAUAAAACAAAAAGAGUUCUCUGAGCAGAAUGAAAAGCAUCUGAAAGAAGAAAUGGAAAAGGUAAAAUAUAAAAUUGCUGAGGAUCACAAAAAUGAAUUAAAAGAAGAAGUCCAGAAAAUAGAGAAUACGUACAAAGAAAAAGAGAAGAAAUGGCAAUGUGAAAGUGAGGCCCAGAGAAUCCUUGCAGAAGAGAAGUUAUCACUAUUGCAAAUGGAACUGCAAACCAGAGCAGAAUCUGAGAAGCAGAACUUACAAAACCAGUUUGAACUCCGUGAAGCUGAAAUGAUCCAACUUCAAGAUCACCAAGCUGCCAAAAUUCUAGAGCUGGAGAAGCUGGUGAAGGAGCAGCAGAACAACUUGCAGCAGCUGGAGGACAGCCUUGCAGGUGCCCAGGCUGUGCAGAAAGCUCAGCAGCAAUAUGAAGCUGACCUGGAGGCAGCCAAAGCCCUCAUGGCAAAAGAAAUGGAAAAAACCACGCUCUGCCUGCAGGAGGAAUGUGCACUCAAACUCCUGGAAGCACAAAACAAGUUUAUGGAGGAACACAAAGCAAUGACUCAGAAAUUCACAACUGAGCAAGAGACUCUUCUCCAAAAGCUGAAAAAGAAACAUGUGGAUGAGCUGGAACUCCAAAGUCAGCAGUUACAGGAGAAGCAUAAGCAGCAGAUUUUGUCUCUGACAGCUGAUUUUCAGGCAAAACACCAAGCUGAAAUUGAGACACUUAAAUCUACAUUGGAAAAUCAACAUCAGAUUCAGCUUGAAAGUUGUGUUGCUGACCUACAGACAAAGCAUCAGGCCCAAAUUGAUGAGCUGGAGAUUAAACACUUGUCAAAUCUGGAUUCCUUGGAGUCUUCCUACCUAUCUGAAAUUCAGACUGUGAGAGAUGAGCACAGUCAGGCUCUGGAGAAGCUACAGCUGCAGCACAGGGAGCAUCUCCAAAAGCAGGAUAAAAUGCAUCAGGCACAGCUGCUUCAGGAGAUUGAGAUGCUGAAAUUAAAGCACGCUGAAGAACUUCAGCUUUCCCUAAACAAUUUGAAAAUUGAGCUAGCUACUGUUAAUAUGGAAAAGGUUAAAACCAUGGCUCUUGAAGCAGAAGAAGCUCAUAAGGAUGAUUUGAACACUGCUCUUCGAAAUCAAAGGCAGUUGCUGGAAGAAGAAAAACGUCUGGCUCUGGAUCUGUUACGUGAUGAAGUGUUGCAGAUGGAGGAAAGGCACAGGAAAGCACUCCAAGAGCUCCAGGAUCUUCAUGAGGCAGAUAUUAAGAAACAUAAGGAGGAGUACUCCAGGGUGUUGGAAGAAGAAUUGGGGAAACUAAAAGCACAGCAUGAACGUGAGCAAGAGCUGUAUGCUUCUGCAUCAGCUUCUGAAGUAGAAUCUGUGAGAAAAGCUCUUCUGGCUCAAUUUGAGGAUGUAAAAUUGAAACAGCAGCUUCAGUUCCAGGAGGAGAUUGAGCUGCUGAAGUGUCAGUCAGAGGUGCUGCUGGAACAGCAGAUUGCACAGCUGAAGGAUGAAUUUGAAGCUGAAAAAAAGGCAUCACUACAUGACAAGGAGCAGAUGUUGAUUCAGGAGAGGGAAAAGGCACAGGCUGCUCACCAAAAGGAACAAGAAAAGUUAUCAGCUCUGCUGCAGGAAAGGGCAGCAAUAAUUACCCAGCUGGAAAAGAAAGUGGCAUCUUUACAGCAUGAAAUAGAGCAGACCAACUCUGAACUGGGGACACUCCUUCAGUGGCAGGACAAGGAAAACCAAGAAGGAGGAAAUUUGAUAGCCUUGUUGAGAUCUGAUAUUGAGCAGUCAAAGGAGGAAAGGGAGAAACUGCGUGAAUCUUACCAGCAUGUUUUGAAACUGCUUAUGGAAGUGGUGAAGGCCACAGUAGUUAUUGAGGACCUCAUCUGCAGCAAGAUUGGGCUUUGCCUUGAUGACAGUCUGGCUUCUGGAGAUCCUAAAGAAACUCGGAGUAUUGUGGAAGAAAUAGGAUUCAUGCAGUGUUUUAAAACCAAAGAAAACAAUCACUUGGAAAAAGCUUCCUUGUAUUCAGUAGAGGAGCUGCUUGAUGAAACUCUCACAGAAUGCAACCAGCUGUCUCCAGGAGAUGAAGAGGUGUCUGAGUUGAGCCAAUACUUAUGUGAAAGUGUUUUUGCAAAGCCAGAAUUGGCAUGUGAAAGUGAAGAAACGAUACUGAAAAUUUGUCAUCGUUUGCGCACUGCAGUGGAGAGACUUCUGGAGCUGGUUACAGAGUCAACUAAACAACUGGAGAAGAUGCACGAGAACCACGCGCAGUUCGAGGAGGAGUUCAGCCGCCGCAACCGGGAGACUGCCCAGGUGGUGAGCCAGCACCAGGAGCUGAUGGAGUGCCUCAGUGAGGAGAGUGAGGCCAAGAACCAGCUGGCACUAGAGCUUCACAAGGCAGAGGGCAUUAUUGAAGGCUAUGUUGCAGAAAAAGCUGCUUUAGAAGAGGCCUUAAACCUGAAAGAGGAAUCUGAGCGUCGACUUGUUGUAGAGCUGGAGAACCUGCGGGAGCGCUUCCAGGAGCUGACCCAGGAGCAAGCAAUCCUUGGUCUGCUCAAGGAAGUGGAAUUUUUGUCAAAGGAGAAACUGGAGCUUCAGUGUCAGGCAGAAAAGGACCAUUCCAACCUACGCUCUCAGAUGAAGGUUUUGGAGGUGGAACUGGAAGAGCAGCUGCGCAGUAACCAAGACCUGGCUACAAAGUUACUGGAGGUUGCUGAAUUAAAACAGCAAAUUGAAGUUCUUGAAAAACAGCUUAAAAACCAGCGGCAGUUCAUGGAUGAACAAGCCAUAGAAAGGGAACAUGAGCGUGAUGAUUUUCAGCAGGAAAUUCAGAAAUUGGAAGAACAGUUAAAACUGUCAGCAAAAUCACAGACUUCAGGACAGUCCAGAGAGCAAAGGAACUAUGAAUUGAUUCUACAGGUAGAAUCUUUGCAAGCAGAAAUGAAAGAGAAGAUGGAUGAUUACAAUAAACUCUUACUAGAAAAGGAGAGAAAACACCAAGAAAUUGCAGCUCGUGAUACAGAGAUAGAAAAACUGGUGGCACAGAUCCAAGAGCUGAAGCUCAGUGGUGCUGAGGUCUCAAAGACUGUACACAGCUUGGAACAACAGCUGCAGAAAAUGAAAAAAGUGGAAACUGAACUGAAGCAGGAUAAAGAGGCAUUGCAGCAGCAGCAGUACAAUAACCUGAUCCAGAUCUCUGCCCUGCAGUCUAAACUGGAUGAAGCAAGGCACCGGGUGCCAGUGGAUGGCAGUUCUGCCCCAGUGCUGAAGGAGCAGCUGCAGGCAGAGCAGGAAGCACUUCAGGCUAAGGAGAGAGAGAUUGCAAGCUUACUAGAACAAGUAGAACAAUAUAAAGAGAACUUGAACAAGAAAGAUGAGGAGAUACUGCAGCUGAACUUGCAGUUAGAGAUACAAAAAAACUUUAGUACUUCCAACAUCAUCCAGCUUCAGGCAAAGAAUGCACACUUGCAGGAGGAUCUAACAAAACUUCAUGUGAAGCAAAGCCAGGACCUGGGUAUUAGUGAUUCCUCAGCUUUGUCACUCCCACAAGCACUGCUUGAAGAAAAGAAUCAAGAAAUCGAUCACUUGAAUGACCAGAUAAAGAGACUUCAGCAUGAGUUACAGAAGGCUCUGGAGAAUGAAGUUGCAGAAGACCACAACCCUGAAAUUGAAGAACUCAGAUCAGUGGUGGAGCACCUUCGCCUCGACCAGGAGAGGCUGCGUAAGAACAGGGAUGAAGAGGUGGAGCAACUCCAUGGAGUAAUUGAGAAGCUUCAGAAAGAGCUGGCACAAUUUGGACCAGUAUGUCAUGAAGACAGUGACAACCAAGUUUAUUUCUAUGAAGCUGCAUUGGAGAAGUCAGUGGAAAACCUUCAGAAUGAGCUGAAGAAGGGACUGGUAGCUUGCCAAGGUGAUGCUGAUCCAAACAGAAGAAACACAUCAGUACUCUCCCAAGUGAGAGAACUUAAGGAGGAAAUGGAGCUUAUCUCAGCUUCUAAAGAAGCUCUGCAGCAGCAACUGGAAGAAAAGGAAUUGCAGCUCAAAACAGAAGUGGAAAUUUUGGAGAAAAAAUGCCAAGAGUUGCAAGAGUCAUCAGAGCAGUCUCUUGCAGAGCUCACCUCCCUGAGAGCCCAGCACCAGACACUUCAGGAGGAAUACAGCCUUUCCCAAACUCGUUUGUCUCAGAGAGAGGCUGAGGCAAAGAUGACUGCAUCUCGAGUUCAAGAACUUGAGGAUAAGGUGAGAGAAAGGGAAGCAAAUAUUCUAGAGAAAGAGAUGCAAAUUAAGGCAAUGGCAGAUCAAAGAGAAGCUGACACAACUGAGCUGCAGUAUUUAACAGAAAAGACAGCAGAGCUCCAAACAGAGCUGGAAAAGAGAGGUGCAAGUCAGGCACAAGAUACUUACAGUCUUCAACUAGAAGUUUCUAGACUUGAUUCUGAGGUGCAAGCACUGAAUCAGAAAGAAGCAACUUAUCUGAGAGAAAUCAAGGAACUGCAAGGGAGCACUGCAAAACUGAAAGGUGAAAUCAAGGUCCAUCUGAAAGAGCUGGAAGCCUUACGAUUGGAAAGAGCUGGAAUUCUUUCACAGCUGGAGUCUUGCAAGCUGGGGGAGCAAGUAGGUCAUGAAGAGACUCAAUUUCUCAAGCCAUUCUGCCAGAGUAAAAGAAAAGAUGGAAUGCAUGAAUUAGAAGCAAAUACUGAUCAGUCAUUUGGAGUAUUGGCUUCCCCUACUGCUAAACUGGAAAAAGAUGAAGUUGUGUUUGACUUGACUGUUCACAAUAAAAGUCCAAAAACACAGAUUAAGCAAUCACAAGAAAAUACCUUGUGCCAGGAGUUGGACAUGAUCCACAGCUCUGAAGGGGAUCAAGAUUUGGAAAAGCAUUGCCAGCAAAUUUUGGAAAUUCAUCAAACCCCUGAUUCACCAAAACAUGAUUUGAGCACAGACAAAAAGACUCCAAAACAUUUCCAGAAUUUAAUUGCAAGUAUGUCUUCGUGGGGCUCGCCUGAGAUCAUGAGAAAACAAGAUACAAGCAUGGAACUUCAACCAGUGCUUCACCUGACACCCUUCUCAGAAGCUGAAAACACAGAUUUUCCAAUUCUGCACACAAGGUCAUCCCUGCAAGGGGAUAAUUCCAUAUCCCUGGGAUAUUCUAACCUGGAUGAACAUGGCAGUGGGGAUGCAGCAGUGGGAGUAGAUAGAAAAUCUCCAGCUUUCUCUGAAAGUACCUAUUCUGUUGAUGAUGAUGAAGAUAUGGAGAAGUUUCUGCAGAUGAGAGAAGCUGAUAAUCUCACUUUAACCCCUUCUGAUUUACAAGAUGAUGAAAGAUCAAGUGCAUCUGUGAUGAGCGAUGAAUGUGGCAGCAAUACCAGCUCAAAUUUGGCAGCUAAUCUAAAGCAGGAGCUACAAACAUCAGAUCACCUAGAUGCCAAUGUCAUGGCUUAUCUGCGAUACCGGGCAAUGAUUCCUGAUAUUAUGGAAUCCAUGAAAGAAAAGGAAAUACUUUCACCACAGAUGAAGACUGUGCUGAAGAUGGUGUAUGAGGAGAGCCACAAAAUAUUGGCUUUGUCAGAGCAUCCCUUUGGUUUUAGGGAGCUGAAAAAUAUCCCCCAGACCCGAGUGGCAAUGGAGGGCUGGCAGAAAGAGGGAUUAUCCCUGCUUGAUGCUAUCCAGUCACUGAAGGAUUACCUCAGCAAGGUGGCAGAUAGAGGAGACAAGGAAACAUCAGGUGUUGCUGCUGACUGGAGAGGAGAACUUCUGCAAGCAGUACAGAGUGUGUUUGAGAAGGAGAGAAAUGUGAUGCAGAUUGAAUUGAAGUCUCACUUCUCCAAUCCUACGUGUGGGGAUGCCAGUUCAUUAGGGGAAAAGCUGGAGUAUAUCAUGAAACAACAAGAAGAGCAGAGGCAGAUGGUUGUGGAGCACCUCUUCUCCUCGGACCGGAAUAGCCUGCUCUCAGAAAUCCAGGACCUCCGAGCUCAGCUCCGCAUGACACAUCUCCAGAACCAGGAGAAGCUCCAGCAGCUGCAGGAAACCCUCACCAAGGCUGAGGAUCAUGGCAACAAACAGGAGCACCAGCUCCGGAGGAAAGUUGAAUUAUUGGAAUAUAAGCUUCAGCAGGAAAAAUCUAUUGUAAGUGACUUGCACAGCACCCUCUCUGAGGAGCGGAAAAGAGCCUCUGAAACAUGUAGUCUCCUGAACCAAGAAAAAGCAUCCCUGAAAUCAGAGCUUUCUGGAAGUAAGCAAGAGAAUGAAAGGUUGCAGAAAUCCCUGGAAGAGCUUCAGAGGGAAAUCAAUCAUUUACGUGUUGCAUUGGAAAAAAAACAAAAGGAUUUGGAAGCUGCACUUGAAGACUUUAAGGCUGAGCAGCUGAAGGGAUUGGAGCUGCGAGGUUGGCUUGAGGAACAGCAGCGUCAGCAGAGGAAAGCAGAGGAUGAAAAGACAAAGGCCAUGGAGGAGCUGCAGGCUGCCCUGGAUGUGCAGUCGGUGCAGAACUGCCAGCUGGCCGUGUCCUUGGAGCACGAGAGGACAGUCGCAGACAACCUGCGCCAGGAGCUGCAGAUCGAGCACUCCCGCUGCGAAGCCCUGCUGUCCCAGGAGCAGAGCAAGCUGAGGGAGCUGCAGAAGAACCUGGAUGCUGAGAAAAGCCGUUCCUCAGAGCUCCUGGAUUCCUUGAAUCACGAGCGUGUGUUGACAGAGCAGCUGUCGGUCAGAGUGAAGGAAGGCGCUUGUCAGCACAGGGAGUCGCUGCUGGAGCAAGCCUUUGUCAGGGAGCUCCAGGCCCAGCUGGAAGAGGAGAGGGCCAGAACUAUGGAGCUCGCUGCUGUUAUUGAGAAAAUGCACCAGAAGGCCAUGGUGUCCAAAAGGCAGCUGGAGGCUGAGGUACAGAUGUGCUGCGAGGAAACCCAGAAGGAGAGGGAAGUCGGUGACAGACUGCGAGCCACCCUGGAGUCUCUUCAGGCACAAAAGCAAGAGGUGAUCCGUUCCUUGGAGGCCCAGAGGGAGAGAGAGAUCAAGCUAAAAGUUGACUGGGAACAACUGCAGUCACUCUUCAAGCUGCUUAAGGAGCAAGAUAAGAACAGGAAAGAGGAGAGGGAGAGAGAGCGGAAACAGCAGCAACAGACAGAGCUACAGAAACAGAAGGAGUGGCAGAGAGAUCAGGAGAGACUGCAAAACUUGGAACAGCAACACCAAAGGGAUGAACAAAGAAUUAAAGAACUGCAGGAAGUACUGGCAGUUCUAAAAGAAAGAGAAAGAAAUCCUCCAGCUCCAAACUGUCAGGAGAAACUCUUGCAUACCUCAAGCAAAGAUGGAAGCGCCACACAGCCUGUGACAAAAGAAACUGAAAAACCCCACUUGCAACAGCAGCAGCAACAGCUGGAGAAGAUAAGGCAGCAGUUGCUCUUUGUGGCUGUGCACCUGAAUGAGUUCAUAUAUAAAACUCUAGAUAAAACGGUUAAUGAUUGGUCUGCAUCAAAUGAAGAAGUUGUAGCCUCUUUACUGCAGACAUUAAGGGAACUAAAAUCAGAUUUGUCUCGUCCUACAUCUCAGAUGAGAUCUACAGGUGAUGCUGACCCUGUUCAAGAGCUGGAAAGAGAGGCUUGGCAACGAGAGAGGAACACGCUGCAGAACAUGCUGAAACAGGCAGAAUCCCAGCUAGCUAAAGCCAAUGCUGAAAUUGAAAACAAGCCAGUGGCAGAAACUUCCAAUCCUAAGUUGCAGAGAUUGUAUCGAAAGUACAUUCGAGCAGAGAGCUUUCGAAAGGCUCUAGUUUAUCAGAAGAAAUACCUCUUGCUGCUGCUGGGUGGGUUUCAGGACUGUGAGCAAGCAACUCUGUCUCUGAUCGCCCGCAUGGGAAUCUAUCCUUCCCCUGCAGACCUGCAGCUCUCCAGGUCACACUCCCGGCCUUUCACCAAGUUCAGGUGUGCAGUCAGAGCUGUCAUUGCCAUCUCAAGGUUAAAGUUUUUGGUGAAGAAGUGGAACAGAGUUGGCAAGAAGAGCGCACAGGGUGAAAACAUAUCUCACAGUAUAGGAGGUAACACAGCCUCUGGUGCUAGAACAGAAGUCCUGAAAGAGCAGCAGCCCCCAGCUGUUCCUGUCAGCUCUCCCCCUACCCAGGACAGGGACACAGGGCUGUGCCACAGAACCAGCUGUGCUGCAAGAUUCACGAGCCUCUCCCCACGAUCCUCCUCCCGCUCACACAACAGAUUGCAUCCGUCCCCAAGUUCAGCUCCAGGAAAGUCCCUUGUGCCUCCUCAGGAUCCUGAACAGUCACUCACAGAAUAUAUCCAUCGCUUGGAGGUGAUUCAGCAAAGGCUGCAAGGGGUGCAGCCAGGGCAAGUGCUAGGUUCACCUCAUCAGAGAAGCCUAAAGAAGUGAUGGGAAUGCUUAUGAAAUCUGUUCCUGCAAGUUCCUGCUUCCUCUGAGUUGGUCCUCACUUGACAGAGGCACUUGCAAUCUCCCAUGCAACUGAAUAAAGGGCAGUGCUUUUACAGCAGAUUUUUAUAUGACUCUUUUUAUUAUAUUUUAGUACUUAAAAAGGGACUUACUUUUCACUAAGAACAAUGUUUUACAUUCUCAUGUGAAAUUAAGUCAACAGCUAAAGUGUGCCUGCAUCGCUGUAUUGUAAGCUGCAGAAAGUCUGUGGUGUUUAUUUUUCUAUAGUGUAUAGAUGGAUUCCUUGUAAAAAAAGUCAUUAAAAUGUCAUUUUAUUAGUGAA